UGGGUGAAAACUGAGAAACAGAAACUAGAAAUGGAAGCCCACUUCUUAAUUUGUUCAAUCUCUCUAGCCCAUUCUUUACUCUCUUGUACAAGGGUUUCAAGCUUGUAGGAGUUCAGAUAUACUUCUUUCAAAUUUAAUUUGGCUUCAAGGUAAGAGCAAGAUAUCAUGCUUUUUAGUAUUUGAUUGAUAUGAGCAUUAGUAUGUUCAGAUGCUCUUUGAAUUGCCUAGAGGCCACAAGCCUGAGCCAUGGCUGCUCAAUUGUUGCACUCGUGAACCUUGAUUCUUUUAUUCAUAUUGCAGAUUUCUAGGCUUGAGUCCUGUAUCCAGGUAUUGUUCAUGGUUUGAAGAAAAUGUUAUUUAGAUAAUAUCUGUCCUUGUUAUUCGUCACAUCUUAAUGGUUUUUGUAGCUACUGGAUGAAAAUCCAUCAUCAAGUUUUUUCUUUUGAUUUGGUUUUCUAGUGUUUAUUUCUUGCUUCUACUUGUCUCUUCAUAUACCUAAAGAUGCCCUGUUACAUGAAUAGUUGCCUAUAUGAAAACAUGGAUUCAACUACUUUCUCUUUCUCCAACCCAUUUUUAAAGACAUUUGAUUGGUUGGUAAGUUCAUGAAUAUUGCUUUAUUUGCAUUGUUUAGGAUUAUGCAUGUAUCUAUCUCCAUUUUGCUCGAUGAUGGACAGAUUAACUUUAUUGAGUGGUUGCACAGAUUAUUCUUUAAGAGUCUUUAUCUACCAUGGGUGGGUGUUGUGUUUGUGUGGUGGUUGGUGUAUAAAGACUUUUAAUGAAUGUCAUUGGCCUCAGUCCACAUAUGAUUAAUUCUAAGCUUUGAGAUCUGAGGGCAUCUUCUUGUUACAUUUUAUUUAUGGAUCAAAACCCCCAAUUGGUGCAGGGAACUCCUCCCUUGAAAGGGAAGGACCUAAUCAACUUGGCCAAAGCACAUUGCUCAAUCCUACUUGCCAUUAUAUUCUAAUUCUGAUAGUUGGCAUUGUGUUGGACUUUCAAGAAAUACAUUUGGUCUAAUGGUAACUCUAUGUAUUGUUUCUUGUCGUGCAGUUUACCAAUACAAUAAAAUACAAGAUACUCACAGACAUUGGUAGCAGUUCAAUGCAAGAUGAGCUGCAUACUUACACCAAUAAUACUAAAGCACAAUAUGUUGUGAACAGAAGAGGAAAGAAAAAAACAAAGACAUAAAAAAAUGCCCCCUCACUCCCUCUUAUAAACAGAUUCUAUUGUGAUGCUCAGACUCUGUGAAUCAUUAAUGGAGAAAGAGACUGUCCCAAUUCCAGGGUAAAAAUCUUGAUCACAGAGAAACUAAAAUGGAAAGACACGUACAGAGAUUCCUAAACAAAGUAUCAUUUGUAUCGAUCACUGUAGCCACACUUACUCUCCUCUUCUUCUUCCUCCAAACCCCAAAAACAUGCAUCCCACCCAAUGCUCCCCAAAAGCCUCACCUUAGAUUCCCCAAAUCCAUCUGUGACUCUUCCCCUCGACACUAUCUCCCUCUUCCCAAGAAGAAUGCCUGCCUCUGGUCCUCCAAAUCCUGGAUGACCCAGGUCUCUUCCUUUACUCAAUUCUUCACCUAUCUGUACCAAAUGGGUCUCCCAAAGAACCACUCCAAAGUCCUCUGUGUUUCUGCUGGAGCUGGCCAUGAGGUCAUGUCUUUAACCAAAAUGGGUCUUGAGGAUGUUACAGGUAUUGAACUGAUAGAGUCCUUGCCUUUGGUUAGCAGGGCCGAUCCCCAUAAUCUUCCCUUCUUUGAUGGGGCUUUUGAUGUUGCCUUUACUGGUCAUUUGCCUGAGGCUUUGUAUCCCAUGCAGUAUGCAGGGGAGAUGGAGAGGACUGUGAGAAAAGGUGGAAUGUGUGUGGUAGUCGUAGAUGAGGGUGGUGAUGAGGAAGUCAAGGAGAUUGUUAGGUUGUUUAGGAGGUCCAGGUUUCUUGGCUCUUCCAAUGUUACCUUGAAUGGAAGAAAAGUGACCAGGAUUAUAAUGAGAACUAAAGUUUCUUAAUCAGUUAUUUUAUUUAUUUUUUUUACUUUGGUGAUUUAUUUGUUGUGUUAAUUCUAUGUUCAUUUGUGUAUAUUUUGUUGGUUAUGGUAUAGUAAUAUUGUUUGCGGGAAUACUUUUUUAUGUAUGGAAAAAUCAAAUUUUGAUACAGAUUCAUUGAAAUGCAUG
Durio zibethinus is the source of this 2165-nucleotide messenger RNA. RefSeq lists its product as uncharacterized. The record is from RefSeq and is a predicted model, not a curated record. Gene Ontology annotation, molecular function: S-adenosylmethionine-dependent methyltransferase activity. Lineage: Eukaryota; Viridiplantae; Streptophyta; Magnoliopsida; Malvales; Malvaceae.